CUCUCGAGAAUGUUUAUUUGAUGGUUUUGCGAAAGUGUUUCUGGCACGGUCACAGUGUGUCUCUUCGGCAACAUUUCCCGGUGCAUAAAACAACAAUGCUGUGGCACAGGCGCCACCUCAUCGGGAAGCCUCCGCCCUAUCUCCGAUGGUACGCCUUGUUCAAACACUUUUGGGGGGCAGUGGUAUUUCUACCUAAACUGACAAUCAUUACCUCAACAACCUUCCUUAAGAAGAAGCAGGCAUGGCGACGGGCCCGCCAGGCGAUGUUGGUGUACGAGCAGUCAAAACCUCAACACCGGUCUCCGUUACAAGUAGGGUGUGCUCUGCGAACUAGUUAGCUAUCGAAUCCUUUGUCAUCUGUUGGAAAAGCUUACCAAACUGGGCAGUCUUCUUGCCGUCAAUAGUAGUGCUGGUCCAGUUAUCGGGCCAAGUGAUAUCCCUAUACUUGCCCAGCGCGAUCAUGGGCUCAAUGGUGAAGGUCAUGCCGGGCUUGCACUCGCCAACAGCCUUGUUCUUGGCAUAAUGAGGAAUGUUGGGAGGGCAGUGGAAGAUACGGUUGAUGCCGUGGCCAACAUAAGUACGGAUAACGCUGCAGUCCUUGCUCUUGGCAUGGGCCUCGAUCGUGUUGCCAAAGUCGCGGAAGAGAGUGCCGGGCUUGACCAUCGCAAUCGCCUUGUCCAGACACUCGCGCGCAGCCUCGACGACCCGGACAGUAUCAGGAUCGGCCUUGGCGCGGUCGCCUAUGUAGUAGGUCUCGUUGAGAUCGCCGUGGAAGCCUUCGUGGUAGAGAGUGACAUCAAGGUUGACAAUAUCGCCAUCAAGAAGAACGCGCUUAUCGGGAAUGCCGUGGCAAAUAACCUCGUUGACUGAUGUGCACACAGACUUGGGGAAGUGGUUGUAGUUCAAGGGCGACGGAUAAGACUGCCUGCUUGUUAGUCAAGCCCGGAAUCUCCACAGAGAAAAGGUCAUACGUUGCGCUCAAUGCAGGCCUUGUGAACAAUCUCGUCAAUCUCAUCGGUGGUGAUGCCUGGCCUCAGGGCAGCAGCCGCGAUAUCCAAAACUUCUCUGGCCAGACGGCAGACCUUGCGCAUGCCAUCCUGCUCCUUGGCGUUGAGCUGCUCAAUCUUGUUCGCCCUAACGAGAGAUCGGCCAGCCUUGGGAAUACCAUCUUCGGCGUAAUCGGGGUGAGGUAUCGACUUGGGGACUUCGCGCUUGGGAGAAAGAGGAUAAACUGGUCGGAGGGGUCCAGAGAAGCGGAAGGUUGGGAAUGGGUUGUAGUAGCCGGUGUCUGGAUCGGGUUUAGAAACCACCUUGGGUACGAACAAAUUUCGGGGGUCAAAUAUACUGGUCUCUGUCUUGUGCAUGGACUUGUGUGUGGCCUGUUGAAAGAGAAAAAGGUCAGCACGUUGCGCUGUUGGAAAUAGCUUCAGCAUAGGCGGAGGGGGUAACUGCGCACCCAGUUCUUCUUGAAGCAGUCCUGCGAGCAGAAGAAGCUGUCCUUGAUACCCAAGCUCAAGCACUUGGGGCAUUGGAGGGAGCUGGCCUCAUUUUCGCAGUCGACACCGAGGCACUUCUUCUUCGUUGGGGGUUCUUCGGCCAUGGUGAUGGUAUCUUUUUUGCGGGGUCUUGCGAAGGAGGGGCAACCGAGAUUUGCGAUGAAGAGCGCUGAAAGAGUCGGGAUCGAUAGUUUGUUGCUUGUGUUGAUGCUGUCGAAUAUCCUACAGAAUUCAACAAAGCUGGCCCAGGUCAGGUCUGCGCUUCCAGUCACAACAAACAACAAUGGGGUGGACCAGGACCAGGCAAAGAAUUGUACUUUUCAGGGCGCACCCAGAACAGAGCUUGUGCAGGGCGCCGGGUUGACAGGGGUCCCGUCCAAAAUCGCGUGGACGGGCCUGGAUUCGUCGCCGCAAAAACGGCACUGUGGCGUCGGGUUGUGGCGGGGGUACCAGCCGGCAGCUUACAUAAGUCUUAAACGCCCGCGUAGGCCCGCCGAUGGUAGCCGGUGGAGUUGGCUCGGCAUCUGUCAGCCCACUUCUUCCAAUCAUCUCAACCCGAAUGAAACAACUGCUGGAAGAACUCGAGUGUUUUUUGAGAUAUUUUGUUGCGGGCUGAGUCUGGAAAAUGGUGAAGAAGCAGAAGAUUGUGGUGAUUGGGGCUGGGCCUGUCGGGUCACUGGCAGCUCUGUAUGCUGCUAGCCGUGGAAAUGACGUCGAAAUCUACGAACUGCGGGGAGACCUACGUGACCCGUCGACGACGCCACUAAACUUCACAAAGUCCAUCAACUUGGCCCUGUCAGAGCGUGGCUUGAAUGCUAUGCGCCACGCAGGCCAACCAAAGCUCAUCGACCACGUCAAAGCUGCCACCAUUCCCAUGAGAGGCCGCAUGAUUCACGGAAAGAAACCAAAUGGUCAACUUUAUGAGGAAGCCCAAGACUAUGAUAUCCAUGGAAGGGCAAUCCUCGCCAUUGACCGCGGUGGCCUCAACAAAAGACUGCUCGAUAUCCUCGAAGAAAUGCCCAACGUUACCUUCUUCUUCAAUCACAAGCUUACAGGAGCCGACUUCAACAAGAACAAGGCGUGGUUCGAGGUGAAAGAUGGGACUUCAUCAGGGGAGAAAGGGCAGCGAGCCCGGGAAAUUGAGAUCGAUUUCAACUUUAUGAUUGGUGCCGACGGCGCUCACUCGGCAGUCCGAUAUCACCUUAUGAAGUACACACGCAUGGACUAUGAGCAACAGUACAUCGACACGUUGUGGUGCGAGUUUCAGAUCCAGCCCAAGGAAAACCCAGAAGAUGAUAGCUUGAUGUCCAAGUUCCGGAUAUCGCCUAAUCAUCUGCACAUCUGGCCAGGGAAGAAGUUUAUGUUUAUCGCCAUUCCCAGCGACGACGGCACCUUCACCUGCACCCUCUUCGCCCCCGCCGAAUUCUACACUUUCCUCGAAUCCGACCCCUCGGGCGCCCACAUCCCUGACUUUUUCGACACCUACUUCCCCGGCGUCACCGACCUCAUCCCCCCCCGCCCAAUUGAUCUCCUCCUUUCACUCCAACCCCCACCUCCCCCUCAUCAGCAUCAAAUGCAAGCCCUACCACUACAGUUCCUCGGCCGUUAUCGCGACGCCGCUCACGCCAUGGUCCCCUUUUACGGUCAGGGCAUGAACGCCGGUCUGGAAGACGUCCGCAUUCUGUUCGACAUCCUAGACAAACACGCAAGAAUGGACGAAGAAACUGUUGAUCACGACCCAGCCUCGGCACGGGAAAGAGCAUUGGAUGAGUACUCCCGUGUUAGAGUGCAGGAUGCUCACGCGAUCAAUGAUUUGGCACUGCAGAAUUAUGUGGAGAUGAGAGCCUCGGUUUUGAGUUUGAGUUAUCGGUUUAGGAAGUGGCUGGAGGAGCAGCUGAACGUUUGGUUGCCUGGGUUGGGGUGGCAGACGAAGUAUUCGAGGGUGAGUUUUGGGAAUGAGAGGUAUAGUGAGGUUGUGAGGAAGAGUGAGCACCAGGGCAGGGUGCUGAUGAGGGCGUUGACGGGGCUGUUGUUUGGGGCUUUGGGGGGGCCGUUAGUGGCGGUGGGGGUGGUGAUGGCGGUUCGGUAUCGGAGGGCGGUGGAUGUGGGGUUGAGGGCGGCGAUGGGGAAUGUGGAUAGUAUGGUUGAGUAUAUGACUAUGAAUAGGUAG
This is a messenger RNA of Podospora pseudopauciseta, 3666 nucleotides long. It is a transcript of the gene BNA4, whose product is annotated as kynurenine 3-monooxygenase, mitochondrial precursor. Gene Ontology annotation, biological process: L-tryptophan catabolic process; quinolinate biosynthetic process. Gene Ontology annotation, molecular function: kynurenine 3-monooxygenase activity; FAD binding. Lineage: Eukaryota; Fungi; Ascomycota; Sordariomycetes; Sordariales; Podosporaceae. Gene Ontology annotation, cellular component: mitochondrial outer membrane. The record is from RefSeq and is a predicted model, not a curated record.